This is a messenger RNA of Setaria italica (foxtail millet), 1422 nucleotides long. RefSeq names its product A-kinase anchor protein 17A. The transcript has 5 exons. The record is from RefSeq and is a predicted model, not a curated record. NCBI's taxonomy places the organism in Eukaryota, Viridiplantae, Streptophyta, Magnoliopsida, Poales, Poaceae. Bases 110 to 1120 code for a protein of 336 amino acids.
ACGUUAAUUUUAGAUCCACUCAUCUUCUCCGAUUUCCCCGGCCUGUAACCCGGCAGCCGCACCAAAAAACCCCAGGCCGCCAGGCGCCGCCCCGACCCACCGCGCCACCAUGCCCGCCGCCGCGGCGCUCCGGCCGACCGAACCGCUCCCACUUCCGAGCGGGCUCUCCCUAACACCGCGCCUCAAGCUUAUCCUCACCUUCUUCCGUGCUGACCUCACCGUCCGCCCCCUCGACGAGUGGCAGCUCAAGUCUGCCCUCCUCACCUUCCUCCGCGACCCGCCCCUCUCGCUCCCGCUCCUCCCCGACUCCGACCUCUCCGUGCGCCGCCUUCCCAACCUCCAGAAGCGCCGCCGCGAGGAGCCCGUCGCCUCCGGGGCCCUCCAUGUCCGCGACCUAUCCUUACUACGCCCCCGCAAAGGCGACAGCGAGGCCGAGGAGAUGACCCCGGAACAGGAGGAGGAGAAAUACUUCGAGUGGCGGAGCUCCCUGGUCGAGAAGCUGGAAGGCAUUGAGCUCAAUCUCGAGGGAGUCAAGUUCCGGAUGACCAUCGAGAUCCCGCCGUCGGAAGACUUCAGGACGAUGAAGAAAUCGUGGGAGGAUUUCUACUCCUCCGAGCUACUCAAUAGCAGGAAUCCGGUGAGGAAGAUAGCGAGAAGGCCUGACACUAUUAUUGUCCGUGGAGUGCCGUCCAGGUGGUUUGCAGAGACAAGAGUAUCAUCCAAGCCAUCCACGCUGGUCACACACACUAUUUUCUCAGCUCUCGGUAAAAUAAGGACUCUAAAUAUUGCCAAUGAUGAUGAGUUAGAAGCCAAAGAAGAUGGAGCCAAUAAGGAGCUCAUAUCUGGACUCAAUUGCAAAGUUUGGGUGCAAUUUGAGAGCUAUGAUGACUUCCAUGAUGCAAUGAAGGCGUUAUGUGGACGCUCUUUAGAGAAGGAAGGAUCGCGGCUAAGGGUAGACUAUGAUGUGACCUGGGACCGCGAAGGUUUCUUUCGUAUUGCUCAGUAUGAACCUGCUCGUAGCAAUGUAGGUGAGAAGGAUGCAUCAGCGUCGGUUCAUGGCCGGAAGAAACAUUACACUUCACGAAUUGAGUCAGAUCAUAGGAAGAGAUUUAGGGAUUGAUGACACAAGGCAUGGUAUGGGAAGACAUUGCUAUGUUAUGAGAGGGAAAACGGCUGAUUUGUAUCAUUGUAUUGCUCCAUUCUCAGAUUUCAACUUUUUUUCCACCUUUCAUUGUCAAUUAACUAACAGAAAAUCAUUCUGAUAGUUACUGAUUUGUAGUUAUAACUAUCAGUAUUGUCCUGGUUGAUGCCCAGACGGCAGAUAUCACGACAAAACGAAAUUGUUUUUUCGUGUCUAAGAAUCCACAGCACAUUGAGCAUCGGCGGACGGCGGUUCCGCCCAUGCUCAUUUAUCAGUCACAA